CACCGCGCUGGGAACCACAGAUUUCGGUGCUAUGCGAGGCCGGACAGACGUACCAUCCGCAGUUCUUGUCGGAGGAAGGUCGAUGGACAACGGACUUGAGCAUCAAGGUCCCCGGCACGACAUGUCUCCGUGACAAGAUGGAUCUGCUGGACUACUGCAAGAAGGUGUACCCAGGACGAGACAUAACAAACAUUGUGGAGUCUUCACACUACCAAAAGAUCGGUGGUUGGUGCCGUCAGGGUGCCCUGAAUGCAGCCAAGUGCAAAGGAGCUCAGCGGUGGAUUAAACCGUUCCGGUGUCUCGAGGGACCUUUCCAGUCGGAUGCGCUGCUCGUACCGGAAGGAUGCCUGUUCGAUCACAUUCACAACGCGUCCCGCUGCUGGCCUUUCGUCAGGUGGAACCAAACCGGAGCGGCCGCCUGCCAGGAUCGCAACAUGCAGAUGCGUAGCUUCGCCAUGCUGCUGCCCUGCGGCAUUUCACUUUUCUCCGGCGUGGAGUUUGUCUGCUGUCCAAAACACUUCAAAGCCGUGCCGAUGAAGGUGAAGAAAACCGAUCUGCCAGUGCUGCCACAGGACACGGACAUGCUGCCUGCUCUCGACGAUGGUUCGGAUGGUGUCUCCGACAACAACUCCGAGGACGACGAGGACGAUGACGAUAUGGACGAUGAGGAGGACGAAGAGAUGCUGGGAGACGAACCGAUCGAAAGCGACGAUGACGAGUAUGAUUCGGAUGAAGAUUUUGAUUCCGGCAGUGACAAACCGUCCGGCGCCGAUACGAUCGACACAGGAUCGGCCGCAUGGGACAGUUUCACCACACCGCCACCAGCAACGGCCGGCAAGGAAGCGCUCAAGAAGCAGCAGGCAGCCGACAUCGGUGGACCCAUCGGCGGUAUGCUGUACGCGGGUGGAUAUGCCGCUAGCUCGACGGAAAAAUCGGGUACCAUCGAUCUGGUUACCACGCCGAUAACGGCCAUCCCGACACCGGACCCAUACUUUACGCACUUCGAUCCGCGCAACGAGCACCAGAGCUUCAAGAAUUUGCACGCCGAAUUUCAGGAAGCCCAGCAGCGGCUCGAGGAGAGCCACCGCGAGAAGGUGACGCGCGUCAUGAAGGAUUGGUCGGAUCUGGAGGAAAAGUACCAGGACAUGCGACUGGCCGAUCCAAAGUCGGCGCAAACGUUCAAGCAACGGAUGACGGCCCGGUUUCAGACUUCUGUGCAGGCACUGGAAGAGGAAGGCAACUCCGAAAAGCAUCAGCUGGCGGCCAUGCAUCAGCAGCGCGUCCUCGCCCACAUCAACCAGCGCAAACGAGAGGCCAUGACCUGCUACACCCAAGCCCUCACGGAGCAACCGCCAAGCUCUCAUCGGGUGGAGAAAUGUUUGCAGAAGCUGCUACGUGCCCUUCACAAGGAUCGUGCCCAUGCUUUAUCACACUAUCGGCAUCUGCUUGGUUCGGGUGGUACCGGAGGGCUGGAAGCGGCUGCAUCCGAGCGUCCCCGCACGCUGGAGCGUCUGGUCGACAUUGACCGGGCCGUGAAUCAAUCGAUGGCGAUGCUCAAGCGCUACCCCGAACUAUCGGUAAAGUUGUCUCAGCUGAUGGACGAUUACAUUCAGGCACUGCGCUCCAAGGACGAAACGCCCGGUUCGAUGCUGGCCAUGACGGAGGAGGCGGAGGCAGCCAUCCUCGACAAGUACCGCAUGGAGAUUGAGCGCAAGGUCAGCGAGAAGGAGCGUCAACGGUUGGCCGAAAAGCAACGGAAGGAACAGCGGGCUCAGGAGCGAGAGAAGAUUCGCGAAGAGAAGCUGCGCCUGGAGGCUAAAAAGAUGGAAGCAGCUUACAAGCAGCAGCAGCAGCAACAACAACAGCAACAACAGCAACAGCAGCAGCAACAGCAACAACAAAAGCAACAACAGGCUCAACAGCAGCAGCAGCAGCAGCAACAACAGCAGCAGCAAGCUCAAAUGAUUGCUGCCACAUUUGCGUCAUCGCAACAGCAACAAUCGAUGCAAACCCAGCAACCGACGCUCUCGGACCAGCCACAAACCCAGAAGCAGCAGCCGGACAUGGAAACUCAAAAGGAAACCGACACUACGAAGGAUUACUCCGAGGAGGCGGCCGUGACGAGCCCACAGCCGACGGCACUGCCGACCGUGGACGAUGAUGCGGUACAGCGCGCCGUAGAGGAGGUAGCGGCUGCCGUCGCCCAUCAGGAAGCUGAACCAAAGAUGCAACACGUUCUGGCCCACGACAUUGGCCACGGUGAACCGAGCUACUCAGUUCGACGCGAAGUCUACAGCUCCAGUGGACGCGAUAGCAAGAACGUAUACUUCACGGUAGGAUUCGCAGGCGUUGCCCUGAUGGCCGCAGUAUUCGUUGGUGUCGCUGUUGCCAAAUGGAAAGCUUCCCGAUCACCUCAUGCUCAAGGAUUCGUCGAGGUCGAUCAGGCGGUUGGCGCUCCGGUAACACCCGAGGAACGACAUGUGGCCAACAUGCAGAUCAAUGGGUACGAGAAUCCAACCUACAAGUAUUUCGAGAUCAAGGAAUAAGUUCCAAGGCCAGGAAAAAAACAACAUCCUAGCCGGUCA
This is a messenger RNA of Anopheles maculipalpis, 2585 nucleotides long. RefSeq names its product amyloid-beta-like protein (gene Appl). The transcript has 10 exons. Gene Ontology annotation, cellular component: membrane; neuronal cell body; neuron projection. NCBI's taxonomy places the organism in Eukaryota, Metazoa, Arthropoda, Insecta, Diptera, Culicidae. Gene Ontology annotation, molecular function: transition metal ion binding; heparin binding. The coding region runs from base 138 to 2546 and encodes 802 amino acids. The record is from RefSeq and is a predicted model, not a curated record. Gene Ontology annotation, biological process: axonogenesis; central nervous system development.